GGAAGCUCUACUUCGACAGCAGAGCUGAAGAGUUUCUGCUGGACAGCUGAACAUGAAAUCCUCUCUUUACGUACUCACUCUCUUCAUAGGUCUAGGGUGUGUGACGUCAGCAGAGAGGAGAGUGAAUGGAUCUGAAGGAGAAAGUGUAGAGAUUCAGUGCAACUAUCCAGAUGCGUAUCAGUACAAGAAGAAGUACUGGUGUCGGCAUCCCUGUGGGAAUAAGGAUCUUCUCAUCAAAACCGGCAAGACGGACACUGUGGUCACUGUGGGGAGAUUCUCUCUCUAUGACAACGUCUCAAUCAGGACCUUCACUGUGACCAUGAGCAGACUGACCCUGCAGGACACUGGGGUGUAUUACUGUGGACUGGAGCAAAGGGGGACUGACAGACUCUCAAAAAUACAUCUGAGAGUCAGGAAAGCUCCUACAGUCCCCACAGUGACCCCCUCAGCUCCAGGGAGUGUGACAGAGGAGGUCACUGCCACAGCGCUGACAGCCAGCUCCAGCCAGGACACAGCCAGCAGCACCACAGGAGAUGGAAACGAGUCCCUUAGCAGGUCACUACCGGACCAAACAGCCACGCUGAUGCAAGACCACAAGGGGGAGCUGUUGAUGUGCAGUGGGGAGUGAUCAGCAUGGGCCCUCCUGAAGUCAAUUAUCAUCUCUUUUGUCUUAUCUACAUUCAGAGACAGAUUAUUGUUUAAGCACCAAUCCGCUAAUUGCUCCACCUCUGCUCUGAAUGGUGCCUCAUCGUUGUUACUAAUGAGGCCCACCACUGUUGUGUCAUCAGUAAAGUUGACGAUGUCAUUUGCACUAUGCUUAGCUGUGCAGUCCUGACUCAUCAGCAUGAACAGGAGCGGGAUGAGUACACAGCCCUGGGGGGUUCCAGUGUUUAGUAGGGUGGUACUACAGAUGUUGUUUCCAAGCAAGCAGUGUAAUGUGCUUUGCAGUGUUUUACAGUGACCUCUUAAGACAACAUUUAUUCUUGUUUUUUCUAUCUCCCAGAACACCAGUGUCUGCACAAACGAGCAACAGACACUAGUAUGACUAAAUUCCUUUUUUAUUUUAUAGUGGUUAAAAGCAUUAAACACUGUCCACUCAAUACCUAAAGCGCAUACAUAAAACACAAAACCAAAAGACACACACUGCAGGUUGGCCAUAAGCAACCUAUUAGAAACCAGUUACCCAACAGAUGUCCCAGGUUGUAGGAGUGUAAGGACUGGGGUGAUAUGCUCAGAUAGACAUGUGAGAGUCACCUGGAAUCCACUGGGCUUGUUUUUCGGAUGUUCGGGCUCACAGGGAGUACCUAGGAAUGAAGUGAGAGGCCACAGAAGUAGGUAGAACAUCUCUGCCUCUUUCCAGCUGCUGAAGGAGUUACCAUUACCAAUAUUUUUCAAGGAAGACAGGAAUGGUGCACCAGUUCAAAAACAGAUAAAAUCGUAGGAAGGCUGCCUGUCUAAUUCUUCACUUUUUUAUAAUUCAGGAUGAGAGGGAAAACUUUGUGCCUGAAACUAAAACAAUUACCAAAGGAUUAUCGUCUUGAAAUAAUUUUCAUUUUAACCGAAUUCUAAAAUCUCCAGUAAAGGGGUGGAGAAAAUGCUUCAGGCACUGUGUUGUACUCAAUGCAGUCGCUGCCCACUGUCAAGAUCCUGAUGAAGAGGAAACACACCUGGCAGCCAUUAAUCCAGGAAGAACACUGUUUCAACAAACAUCCCCUUGAGACUGCAAUGUCCCAGUUAGACCACAUCUGGAAUACAGGAGUUAGUUCUCAACAUUGUAAAAAUAACAACAUAAAGCUACAAACAAGAGGCAGCUAAUGGGCCCACCUAGCCUGUUUGUUUGUUAGAUCUCAUCCAGUCAUUUGAAAGAAGCUCAUGGCAUAGACUUCAAAAUCAUGGCUGGGUAGCUUGCUCCAGACUCACACAAUCUUUCUUUUGUGCAAACAAGUGUCUCCUGUCCUCAGCCUUCCACAUAGCCCCCCCCUCCGGUCCUCUGUUUUGUGUUUCAUAUAUCCUCAAAGCACACAUU
Molecule: messenger RNA, 2026 nt
Organism: Lepisosteus oculatus (spotted gar)
Lineage: Eukaryota; Metazoa; Chordata; Actinopteri; Semionotiformes; Lepisosteidae
Source: RefSeq, a predicted model, not a curated record